GGGCGCUUUCCGAGGAAAUUCGGGACUCGAGUUUCCCGGGGAAGAGGCGCGGCCGGAGCCCGGCGAGGGUGGGCAGGGCAGGCGCAGGUGGACCCCGGCGGCCCCCGAGCCCCGCUGUGACCUUGUCCGCGGGGGAGGGGCUGGGCCGCUGCGGGGCAGCCGCGGCCGCCAGAGGGGGCAGCGGAGAAGAACUUGCUCAACUUGGAGGCGCGGGCUGGGGCGGCUCCGCGCCUCCGCGCCCGCCUCCCCGGCCUCCGCCUUCUCCCCUCCCGCGAGCCUCCUCCCCUGGGCCCUCCUCCCGUCCUUCCCGCUGCCGCCGGUCCCGGUGCGCGCCCAUCCCUGCCCACAGCCCCGCGCGUCCGCCGAGUCGCUGAGCCGCGGCUGCCGGACGGGACGGGACGGGCUGGGCUGGGCGCGCCCCCCGGGCCCCGCCGUGGGCAUGGGCGCGCUGGCCCGGGCGCUGCUGCUGCCUCUGCUGGCCCAGUGGCUCCUGCGCGCCGCCCCGGAGCUGGCCCCCGCGCCCUUCACGCUGCCCCUCCGGGUGGCCGCGGCCACGAACCGCGUAGUUGCGCCCACCCCGGAACCCGGGACCCCCGCCGAGCGCCGCGCCGACGGCCUGGCGCUCGCCCUGGAGCCUGCCCUGGAGUCCGCCGCGGGCGCCGCCAACUUCUUGGCCAUGGUGGACAACCUGCAGGGGGACUCUGGCCGCGGCUACUACCUGGAGAUGCUGAUCGGGACCCCCCCGCAGAAGCUACAGAUUCUCGUUGACACUGGAAGCAGUAACUUUGCCGUGGCAGGAGCCCCGCACUCCUACAUAGACACGUACUUUGACACAGAGAGGUCUAGCACAUACCGCUCCAAGGGCUUUGACGUCACUGUGAAGUACACACAAGGAAGCUGGACGGGCUUCGUUGGGGAAGACCUCGUCACCAUCCCCAAAGGCUUCAAUAGUUCUUUUCUUGUCAACAUUGCCACUAUUUUUGAAUCAGAGAAUUUCUUUUUGCCUGGGAUUAAAUGGAAUGGAAUACUUGGCCUAGCUUAUGCCACACUUGCCAAGCCAUCAAGUUCCCUGGAGACCUUCUUUGACUCCCUGGUGACACAAGCAAACAUCCCCAACGUUUUCUCCAUGCAGAUGUGUGGAGCCGGGUUGCCCGUUGCUGGAUCUGGGACCAACGGAGGUAGUCUUGUCCUGGGUGGAAUUGAACCAAGUUUGUAUAAAGGAGACAUCUGGUAUACCCCUAUUAAGGAGGAGUGGUACUACCAGAUAGAAAUUCUGAAACUGGAAAUUGGAGGCCAAAGCCUUAAUCUGGACUGCAGAGAGUAUAACGCAGACAAGGCCAUCGUGGACAGUGGUACCACGCUGCUGCGCCUGCCCCAGAAGGUGUUCGAUGCAGUGGUGGAAGCUGUGGCCCGCGCAUCUCUGAUUCCAGAAUUCUCUGAUGGCUUCUGGACUGGGUCCCAGCUGGCGUGCUGGACGAAUUCGGAAACACCUUGGUCUUACUUCCCUAAAAUCUCCAUCUACCUGAGAGACGAGAACUCCAGCAGGUCAUUCCGUAUCACAAUCCUGCCUCAGCUUUACAUUCAGCCCAUGAUGGGGGCCGGCCUGAAUUAUGAAUGUUACCGAUUCGGCAUUUCCCCUUCCACAAAUGCGCUGGUGAUCGGUGCCACGGUGAUGGAGGGCUUCUACGUCAUCUUCGACAGAACCCGGAAGAGGGUGGGCUUCGCAGCGAGCCCCUGUGCAGUGAUCAAAAUCUUCUCAAUAAAAUGGAUCAUGGGAUUGCUGAGAGAAUUAGAUGACAUCAUCCAUGUGAAACUUCAGUGCUUGGCACAUGGGAAAUGCUUACUGAGUGUGAGUCCUGAUAGUCACUAGGAGUAAAAAUACGCCAUGGAGCUUUGGAGUUGAAUUGCAAUUUUUCGACAGUUAAAGCAAAAUGAAUAAGGAAGAAAUUUCACAUAUAAGCUGUGUACAUUAAUUUGUCCUUAAAGCUGUCCUCAUUUUGCAAUAGGAAAUGAACACCUAUCACUGCGAUUUCUUGAAAUCCUAACAUAAUGAGACCAAGGAGCCCCUGUUUGUCGUGGGAUUCCUUUGAAAGAUGUGUGAGGGCGGCCUGCAACAUGACUCUGCAGUCUAGCUGAAGGGUUGGCAGGUCUUCAGAGAAACCAGGAGGGCACGAGAAAGUCAAGAGGAUAGAGAAACCCCAUAAGCUUGAAAAUGUCUUCAGAUUUCACAGUUUGCUUGAAACGGAGUGCUCACACCGCACACAGCUUAAUGGGAGGAUUGGGUAUUCCUGACUGACAGUCCAAGCCUGCAAGGCAAAGGCAAAUCACCGAAGUGGCCAUGAGAUUGAAUUGCUGGAGACAAGUGGAGGAAGAGCCUGAAUCAGAAAAGUGGCCAGGAGAAUUGCAGCCUUUCAAAAUAAGAUGUCAAGGGACUGGAAAAAAAAUAAAUAAAUAAAUAAAUUGGUACAUUGGAUUUGAAGUCAGGAGCAGAAUGGAAUUCCAAAGUUGUGCUGGUGAUAUGUGAAAGGAGAGAAAAAUUAAGUGUGAGGUCAAACAAGAAUCAAUGACAAGGAGGUAGAAUAGAAGAAAACUUGGGAAUCGAUACAGAAAUACAAGAUUACCAUGUGGUUGAAGGAAAGGGGGUUUUGUAGGAAUUUGAUGGAUAUGAGAUACUGUUGGAGGACAGGUGAGAGUGCUGGGCCAUCCUGGGAGCCUCAACUCAGACCUUCACUCUGAUCUCAAUCCAGGUGUAGAGCUGCCAGGAUGAGGUGCACAGGCCAAAUGCCAAGUGAUCACAGCUGAAUUAUUCUGGUCAGGAGAGAUUUCAGUUACUAUUUUUUAAUAUCUAAAACAUGGUCUUAAAACAGGACUCCUGGUAAAUAAAGCAGAUAAGGGAUGCUUCAUUAACUGGCUUUAGCAGAGUGGCAUUUCAGAAAAGUAAAGUAACAAUUGAGAGAAUAGAAAUAUUAAAAGGAAAGAUUGCACAUGGACUAUUAGGCCAAUUCAUAUUCUGUAUAAAUAAAAUCAUCCCAACCAGUGUAUGUAUAUGACACAUCGUGACAUGUCUUCAUAAAUAUCCACGCCGACGUAUCUCACUUUGCAUUUGUGAGCAGACUUGGAACCCUUCCCAUUGUCAUGUUUUUUAUCUUUGCUAUGAGUAAAUGUUUACGUUUUGCGUGUGCAGUAACUCUUUCAGCCUGUUCAGUUAUCAUUGAGUGAGACCUUUCUCUGUGGCAGCAAGCGGGACUGAAAUAUCACUGAAUUUCCUAACUGUGACUAUUCUACUUCUUUUUAACCAAGGGAAUCUAAGAGCUUAAGCAAUUUUGCCCACAAUUUCUGUUCUCUCGUUAAAUAUCAUUAAAGUAAAGGCUACUAUGGCAACAGCUGUUAGAGUGUCCACUUAAUACUGCAGAGUCUAAUAACCAUUUGUUUACUAAGUGAAUUACUGUUGAAAAGGGUGUAAUAUUAGGAGUCUCUAGGCAGGGCAACUUUUUUUCCCUGAAUUUCACUGUGAGUUAUUUGCUAGAUGCUCUUAUAUAUACUUUUUCUUCCUUUUAAAAAAAUGUAUUUGACGUUUUGGUACUUAAAUGUUAGAUUCUACCAGCCGUGGGAAAAUACGCUUAUAUAUGUCUCCUCUUCCAUGUGGAUUGUUUAGCCAUUAAAGUAAUUACUUUCCUCAGGGCUGCAAUUAAAGGCCCCAGACAGUGCUCGACAGAACCCUAAUAAAUGGAAUAGCUAUACUGCCUUUCUUUUUUUAAGUGUUUAUUUUUCAUUAUGGAAUGUCUAAGUAACAAAAAAACCUUAAGUUACAGAAAAUCAUAUACUAUGUGCAUUUAUGGAAUAUCUAGAUUUAAUAUUUUGUCAUAUUUUCUUUAAAAUUUGUCUUAGACAUAAA
This is a messenger RNA of Cercocebus atys (sooty mangabey), 3895 nucleotides long. It is a transcript of the gene BACE2, whose product is annotated as beta-site APP-cleaving enzyme 2. NCBI's taxonomy places the organism in Eukaryota, Metazoa, Chordata, Mammalia, Primates, Cercopithecidae. The coding region runs from base 440 to 1870 and encodes 476 amino acids. The transcript has 9 exons. Gene Ontology annotation, cellular component: membrane; trans-Golgi network; endosome. Gene Ontology annotation, biological process: amyloid-beta metabolic process; membrane protein ectodomain proteolysis. Gene Ontology annotation, molecular function: aspartic-type endopeptidase activity. The record is from RefSeq and is a predicted model, not a curated record.